Molecule: messenger RNA, 1317 nt
Organism: Vittaforma corneae ATCC 50505
Lineage: Eukaryota; Fungi; Microsporidia; Nosematidae
Exons: 1
Coding region: 1-1317 (438 amino acids)
Biological process (GO): GPI anchor biosynthetic process
Cellular component (GO): endoplasmic reticulum membrane; mannosyltransferase complex
Molecular function (GO): GPI mannosyltransferase activity; alpha-1,6-mannosyltransferase activity
Source: RefSeq, a predicted model, not a curated record
AUGCUCAACAAACAAACCACACAUGAAUCGAUCAUUGCUAUUUUGAGUAUUAUGUCAAGGAUACUUGUACUAUUGCUGGGAAAAGUGGUCUCCUGUUAUUUUCAGCGCUUUGACUUAAGCACUUCCCUUUCUCCAAUCAAAUCUCCCUUCAAAUACCUUGAAAGUUGGGAUACAACUCACUUUAUUAACAUUUCUAAUCAUGGAUACUCACAUGAGCAUAGCUUGCCUUUCUUUCCUCUUGUUCCUUUGAUUGUUAGAACCUUAAACUUCUCUGACUACCUUACGACGGCAGUCAUUCUCAGCAAUAUUGCCUUUAUUUUCUCUUCUCUCAUUUUCUAUAAGCUCUCUUUACUUUAUUUUGACGAAAGAUUCUCCCUUAUUUCCACCAUCUUUUUCAUAUGCAAUCCAGCUUCAAUCAUCUAUUCGGCAUACUAUACAGAAAGCAUCUUUACUCUCAUUUUUCUACUUGCUCUAUUUUAUACUAUCAAAGGAAAGCUUUUCAGAGCAUCGGUGCUUUUUGCAGUCUCGACGUUUUGCAGGUCAAAUGCCAUUUUCUUCGUUCUCUUCCACAAGAUUCUCUAUGCCCCGAUCAUUUUGCUGCCUUUUGGUCUUUUUCAGCUUUAUUCGUUGCUUCUAAUAGCCAGGCACAAUGCUUCGUUUCGGGUCUUCAUACCCUAUUCGAUGAUUCAAAGCAAAUACUGGGACCAGGGCUUUCUUAGAUUCAUCAGGAUACGACACACGCCAAAUAUCCUUAUUGGGCUGCCUGUUAUUCUUAUUUCCUCUUUUUUUCUCUUCCAGUACUUCAGCCUUUCGUUCAAAAGGAAUAGUAAAAAGAGGAUGGUAGAAAACUGUCGGGAAACAACCGUCUCUGACAAGGAGAACGAUAGAAAUUCAAGCUUAAAGCGUAAAGCAACAAAGGGUCCUGUCGAUGAUAUUGUACAUUUCUACGAUGUGAAGGUUAAUUUAAGAUAUGAAAAGGGCGAAUUUGCUGAUAAAAUCAGGUAUAAACCGUCUACUUUAUCAAAUGCGAUAUUUCUUGUAAAUCAAGUGCUGAACUAUGAACCGCUGCAUUUUAAUGGGUCCUGCAUUCUAAAGCUAGCCCUGAUUCUUCUAUUCCAGGUUUUAAUGCUGGUAUUUUUUGUUCACUGGAAUAUUGCAAUGAGAUUUAUAGCGUACAAUCCCUUCAUAUACUGGUCCUGUGCAUACCACACCUUGAAGUAUCACAGAACAAGAUUGUUUAACUUUACAUGUACCUUCUUUGCAGUGUAUGGAAUAUUGUACAUUAUAAUGUUUAGCUGCUUUUAUCCACCACCGUAA